AUGGAUUCCAUCAAGGGAAAGGUAAUUUUUGUGCUCGGCGCCCCUGGAGCAGGAAAGGGAACGCUCACCAAAAAGCUCGCCCGAAAGUAUGGAUUUGAGCAUCUCUCCAUAGGAGAUCUUUUACGAGAAAUUGUGGCAUCGCCAAAUGCAGAUGACACAGUUGUCGGGUAUGUUCGACGCGGAGAGCUCUUGACUACGGAGAUGCUCUUCCCGAUCUUGGAGCCGCACGUGAAUGCAGGCGGCAUCACUAUCUUGGAUGGUUUCCCUCGAUGCCUUGACCAAGCAAAGGCAUUUGAAGCACAACAUCCUACAGUUGUUCUGUUCUUCGACUGCCCCAGAGACAAGGCCGAGGUUCGAGUGCUCCACAGAAAGCAAGGCCGCGAAGGAGAUAACCUCGAGACGUUUAGAAAGAGAUAUGCCGAGUUUCAAGAAUUGAACCCUUCUCUACUUGCUCACUACGAGCAGGCCGGAAAGCUCAUCACAAUUGAUACCAGCGGUAGGUCCAAUAGUUCCUAUGGAAAGCUGCUGGAUGCUUUGGAAGUUAGUCGGGAAUGGGCAUCCCUGACUGAGGAGUAA
This is a messenger RNA of Trichoderma aggressivum f. europaeum, 576 nucleotides long. RefSeq lists its product as uncharacterized. Gene Ontology annotation, molecular function: UMP kinase activity; ATP binding. Bases 1 to 576 code for a protein of 191 amino acids. The transcript has 4 exons. Gene Ontology annotation, cellular component: nucleus; cytoplasm. Gene Ontology annotation, biological process: CDP biosynthetic process; UDP biosynthetic process. The record is from RefSeq and is a predicted model, not a curated record. NCBI's taxonomy places the organism in Eukaryota, Fungi, Ascomycota, Sordariomycetes, Hypocreales, Hypocreaceae.